UUAAUAAAAUUAGUGUUUAGUCGUUAGUAGCACUCUGAAGUGGUAAAACAGAAAGUUAAAAGGCAGAGUAAAUGGGGGAAAAUGGAACUAAAGUAUCGGAGCAGACUGAAACGGAACCUCCUCUAAAUAAAAGUUUCUUUAGUGUAAAUAAAAAUCUUAUUACUCUCAAAAUCACCCUUUUCUUUCUUUAUGGAGCAACAUCGUCCUUACUUCCAUACCUGACUGUUCAUAUGCAAAGUAUAGGGCUGACCAUUGAGGAAAUUGCUUUGGUUUAUUUGGCUCUACCAUUCACCACCUUUCUAGCACCCCCUGUUACUGGAUUUCUUGUUGAUAAAUUUGGAAGAUACAAACCUGUUAUUCUUAUAUCGUUCGUUCUGAAUGCGGUCAUCCAUCAUUCGCUUCUCUUUUUACCACACCAGGAAGUACCAGGUGAAGUCCCUUCUGCAUAUGUCUUAAGACAUCCUGAGCUUCAAGUAGUAGAAGUAUGGUGGAGUCCUUGUCCUAGCCGUGAAUGUCCUGUGAAUGAGGAACUCGACGUCGUUCUCGAUAUGUGCGUCGACCAUUGCGUUUUUAAUAAAACAGUUAACCGAAAAACGCAAGAAGAAACUUCUCCAAAUCAGAUAGACGUUGGAGAUAAAGACGAUCUUAUUUUCCAUAUUGGAAAGAAGAAUAGAUCCACUCUUGCCUUACAAGGACAUAACAAGAAAAAGAAGAAAAACGGAAGAAAAACGAAAAAGAUUUUUGAAAAUGAAACUGCUGUUAUGUUCAGCUUAGAAAUGCACCCCGCUUUAGCAGAUCCAACGGAAAAUUUUGGCAUCGAAUUAGAACUCGAUGAAGAAGAUGAAAGUAUAACAUUCAAAAGUCGUUUUAACGAAGAGUUUUUGAUAAACCGAGGAGUAAACUAUACGGAGUUGGAAGAUAAAGAUUUAAGAUGCGGCGGUAUCGUAAUGAAGACGAAUGCGACUUACGAAAAGCGCCUCAUGGAAUAUUCAGGAGAUUGCAUAGUCCAGAAAUGCAAUUUCCGAUUUGGUGGACCUCAUGUAUGCCCUCCCGACUAUAGAGAAGCGAACGAUAAGAUAUUCUGGAUAUAUUUCUUUUUAAGAUUUCUAGCUUCUAUUAUGUUAUCAGCUGGUAUCACGAUUAUGGACCCGGUAGCUCUAACAAUGAUAGAAAAAUACGGUGGCGAUUUUGGUAGAGAAAAAUUAUUUUCUAGUUUAGGGAUGGCUCUGUUUUCUCCCAUUACUGGUGCCCUGAUAGAUUACAAUAGCAGAAGACUUGGCUACACCGAUUACUCUGCGGCUUUUUACACCUAUGACGUUCUUCUCUUCAUUGCCGGAAUUACAGUUUUAAUAAUGCCUUUGGGUACCAAAUUACCUGCCGAUAAUCUUUUCCGAGAUUUGUUCAAUAUCUUCAAAAUGCCUCACAUAAUCAUAUUCAUCAUUUUCUUGUACAUCCUCGGCAACUUCUGGGGCUUUAUCGAAAGUUUCUUAUUCUUUUAUUUAAAAGACUUGGGCGCUCCGAAUUACCUAUUAGGUAUAACGGUCACAGUGGGAACGGUUAGCAGCAUGCCAUUUUUAUACGGUGCCGAAAGAAUUACCAGUAAAAUCGGCCACGUUAAUGUCAUCAUCAUCGCUUUCUUUGCUCACGCUGCACGUUUAAUGGGGUAUUCCUUCAUAGAAUCUGCUUGGUGGUGUUUCCCGUUCGAAGCGUUAGAAUCCGUUUCAGUCCAUCUUAUGUGGGUAGCAGCUGCUACAUAUUGUGCAAUUAUAACUCCGAAAAAUUUGUUGGCAACUCUAAUAGGUGUUGUAGGGAUGGCACAUUACAGUAUAGGCAGGGGUAGUGGUAGUUUUGUGGGUGGUCAAAUAAUAAGUAAAAUAGGCAUUCGUCAGGCGUUCCGUUUAAUGGGCGCUAUAGCAGUAGGUACCGGUAUAUCGUAUGGCCUUAUACAUUGCCUUUGGUUAAAGAAAGUUGUAAAGAAAUUUGAUGGGGAAGUGGAGGAAGAUAUCGAGGGUGCUGAAACAGAAAAGUUAAAACCAGGCGAAGAGCCGAAAUUCAAAGACCAAUCCACCAUGGUCAGUAUGGAACGUUUGAGUUUAAUGGUAGAAUUCAAUCAAAUUGGCUCUUUGACCUCUCUUGGGCGACAUGCUGUAAAUUCGUUAAGUAGGGGUGACAUUCGACGGGGAAGUUACACUGUCGGAAUGUUUAACAAAGCAAGUAGAGGGAGUGCUUCCAAAGUGGAUCUACUUAAGUCUGCCAUUGAAGUUAAUAGUAGAGGAACAUCAAAUCAGAACUUAAAACGUUCCGUGUCUGGGAUAAGUAAGCACGGCAGUACUAAAAUUGCUGAUAAUGCUGGUACCCCCACGUUAAAUAAAAAAAGUGUGAGUUUAUCACCUGUGGUUGAUAAAGUUAUUGAACAAAAUUUGAUACCUGACGAAACAGAAGAAAUCAUUUACGCAACGAGUAAAUCGAAGAACAAUGACGAGGAUCCCGAAAAGGUACCGGAAAUUUCGGAAGAAAAUAAGAAAAAUGGAACAGGCUAAACAAACACAUUAUAUUUUUUUUUUACAUAGAAAAUGUACGUAAGAAGUAUACUUUCAUUUAUGCGUAUGUAUACAUAUUGCGUCUAUAACAAAUAAUAAAAUUUUAGAUAUCUGUUUAAAAACCUACUUUUAAUUACUAAUUAUAACCCAA
Messenger RNA from Agrilus planipennis (emerald ash borer), 2691 nucleotides. RefSeq lists its product as uncharacterized. Gene Ontology annotation, cellular component: membrane. Lineage: Eukaryota; Metazoa; Arthropoda; Insecta; Coleoptera; Buprestidae. The coding region runs from base 72 to 2540 and encodes 822 amino acids. The transcript is spliced from 7 exons. The record is from RefSeq and is a predicted model, not a curated record.